This is a messenger RNA of Strigops habroptila (Kakapo), 7150 nucleotides long. It is a transcript of the gene GRM1, whose product is annotated as glutamate metabotropic receptor 1. The transcript is spliced from 10 exons. NCBI's taxonomy places the organism in Eukaryota, Metazoa, Chordata, Aves, Psittaciformes, Psittacidae. Gene Ontology annotation, molecular function: G protein-coupled receptor activity involved in regulation of postsynaptic membrane potential; adenylate cyclase inhibiting G protein-coupled glutamate receptor activity. Gene Ontology annotation, cellular component: postsynaptic density membrane. The record is from RefSeq and is a predicted model, not a curated record. Gene Ontology annotation, biological process: G protein-coupled glutamate receptor signaling pathway; regulation of synaptic transmission, glutamatergic. The coding region runs from base 567 to 3350 and encodes 927 amino acids.
UUCACUAUCUGGGGUCUCCCGAGCAUGGUUCUGGGUCCCCUUUGAGCAGCAGCAAUCUCUUGCUUUUGCUCUCGCUUUUGCUGAUUGUGGCAAGAAGAUACCGAAUUAAAAGCCGCGGGAGGUGAGAGGAAACACCUCACCUGCAGCCGCAGCUUGCUCCGGAUGAGGCUUCCUUACUCGCUUACAAGACAAUAGCCGAAGAAAUUAAGGAGAGGGGGGGAAAAUGACUGAUCCUUCCGUAUGAGAUAAUGGAUGAGCCCGGGAUGACCUGUUUUUUUCCUUGCGGUGGAGCGGUGCUGAAGACAGAGGGCACCAGCGCCCAGCCCACAGCCCUCGCCCCGCCGCCAGCGCGCCAGCUCGGGGCGGCCGGAGAGCCGCCGGUGCCCGCUGCUCCGGGCGGGCACGGAGCCACCGCCUCGCCCGGCCAGCAGGUUAAAAGUCAGUAGGAUGACGGCUGCCUUGGCACCUUCGAGAGCAAUGCUGUAAGACUUCGCUGUGAUGGUAUUUGGAGCAACUUGGGCGCUGGCGGGGGGAAGCGCAUGCCAUUUCCUACAUGUCCUUAAAGCAUGUGCAGGCAAGAGGAGCCCGUGAAAUUCACAACCUGGGUUUGGAUGACAUCGUGCAACACCAUGAUUGGCGUGCUGCUGGUCUUUUUCCCUGCUCUGUUCCUGGAGAUGGACGUGCUGCCCAGGAGCGUCGGGCGGAAGGUGCUUCUCUCUGCAGCCUCCUCGCAGCGGUCAGUAGCUCGGAUGGACGGGGAUGUCAUCAUCGGGGCCCUCUUCUCCGUCCAUCACCAGCCGCCGGCUGAGAAAGUACCCGAGAGGAAGUGCGGAGAAAUCCGGGAGCAGUACGGCAUCCAGAGAGUCGAAGCCAUGUUUCACACUUUGGAUAAAAUUAACGCCGACCCCGUCCUGCUGCCUAACAUCACCCUGGGCAGCGAGAUCCGAGACUCCUGCUGGCACUCCUCGGUGGCCCUGGAGCAAAGCAUCGAGUUCAUACGGGACUCCCUCAUCUCCAUCAGGGACGACCGGGACGGAGGCACCCGCUGCGUUUCCGACUCGCAGCCCCAGCUCCAGGGCAGGGUGAAAAAGCCCAUCGCGGGGGUCAUCGGCCCCGGCUCCAGCUCGGUCGCUAUCCAAGUUCAAAACCUGCUCCAGCUCUUCGACAUCCCCCAGAUCGCUUACUCCGCCACCAGCAUCGACCUGAGCGACAAAACGCUGUACAAAUACUUCCUCAGGGUGGUCCCCUCCGAUACGCUGCAAGCCAGGGCCAUGCUCGACAUCGUCAAGCGUUACAACUGGACCUACGUCUCCGCCGUCCAUACGGAAGGGAAUUACGGGGAAAGUGGAAUGGAAGCCUUCAAAGAGCUGGCUGCCCAAGAGGGUCUCUGCAUUGCUCACUCUGACAAGAUUUACAGCAACGCUGGGGAAAAGAGCUUUGAUCGCCUGCUACGCAAGCUGAGGGAAAGGUUGCCCAAGGCUAGAGUGGUGGUUUGCUUCUGCGAGGGAAUGACAGUGAGGGGGAUCCUCAUCGCCAUGAGGCGCCUUGGAGUGCUUGGGGAGUUCCUGCUGAUUGGAAGUGAUGGUUGGGCAGACAGAGACGAAGUCAUUGAAGGUUACGAACCUGAAGCAAAUGGAGGCAUCACCAUCAAACUGCAGUCUCCAGAGGUCCUGUCAUUUGAUGACUACUAUCUGAAGCUGCGCCUGGACACCAACACCCGCAACCCCUGGUUUCCGGAGUUCUGGCAGCACAGAUUUCAGUGCCGCAUCCCAGGGCAUCCGCUAGAGAAUCCCAACUUCCAGAAGAACUGCACUGGCAAUGAGAGCCUAGAAGAAAACUAUGUGCAGGACAGUAAAAUGGGAUUUGUCAUUAAUGCUAUAUAUGCUAUGGCUCAUGGACUGCAAAAUAUGCAUCAUUCCCUUUGCCCUGGACAUGUUGGGCUGUGUGAUGCUAUGAAACCAAUUGAUGGCAGCAAGCUCUUGGAGUUCCUCCUCAAAUCCUCAUUCAUUGGUGUUUCUGGAGAAGAAGUUUGGUUUGAUGAAAAGGGAGAUGCCCCUGGAAGGUAUGACAUCAUGAACCUGCAAUACAUAGAGCCCAACCGCUAUGACUAUGUCCUCAUUGGGACCUGGCAUGAAGGUGUGCUCAACAUUGACGACUACAGGAUUCAGAUGAAUAAGAGUGGAAUGGUCCGAUCAGUGUGCAGCGAGCCUUGCUUGAAGGGCCAGAUUAAGGUGAUCAGGAAAGGAGAAGUGAGCUGCUGCUGGAUUUGCACUGCUUGCAAGGAGAAUGAAUUUGUUCAGGAUGAAUUCACAUGUAAAGCCUGCGAGCUUGGCUGGUGGCCGAAUGCUGACCUGGCAGGCUGUGAACCCAUCCCUGUAAAGUACCUCCAGUGGAGCAAUAUAGAGUCAAUUGUGGCUGUGGUCUUUUCCUGCCUGGGGAUCCUGGUCACCAUGUUUGUCACCCUUAUCUUUGUGCUCUACAGGGACACCCCUGUUGUCAAAUCCUCCAGCCGGGAGCUCUGCUACAUUAUCCUUGCUGGCAUCUUUCUGGGUUACGUCUGCCCUUUCACCCUUAUAGCUAAACCCACCACAACAUCUUGCUACCUCCAGCGCCUUCUGGUGGGUCUCUCCUCUGCCAUGUGCUAUUCUGCCCUUGUGACCAAAACAAACCGCAUCGCACGCAUCCUGGCAGGCAGCAAAAAGAAGAUCUGUACCCGGAAGCCACGUUUCAUGAGCGCAUGGGCCCAAGUGGUGAUUGCUUCCAUUUUGAUCAGCGUGCAGCUGACACUGGUGAUCACACUGAUCAUCCUGGAGCCCCCGAUGCCCAUCCUCUCCUACCCCAGCAUUAAAGAAGUUUACCUUAUCUGCAACACCAGCAACCUAGGUGUCGUGGCUCCUGUGGGCUACAAUGGACUCCUCAUCAUGAGCUGCACGUACUAUGCCUUCAAGACUCGCAAUGUGCCUGCCAAUUUCAAUGAGGCCAAGUACAUUGCAUUCACCAUGUACACCACUUGUAUCAUCUGGCUGGCCUUUGUGCCUAUCUAUUUUGGGAGCAACUACAAGAUCAUCACCACCUGUUUUGCAGUGAGCCUGAGCGUGACAGUGGCACUGGGGUGCAUGUUCACUCCUAAGAUGUAUAUCAUCAUAGCCAAGCCUGAGAGGAAUGUCCGCAGUGCCUUCACCACCUCAGAUGUGGUGCGUAUGCAUGUCGGGGAUGGCAAGGCACCUUGCAAGUCCAACACUUUCCUCAACAUAUUCCGGAGAAAGAAGCCAGGGGCCGGAAACCCAAAGAAGAGGCAGCCAGAGUUCUCGCCCACCAGCCAGUGUCCGUCGGCACAUGUGCAGCUUUGAAAAAUCCCACACUGCAGUGAAUGUUUCUAAUGGAAAGUCUGUGUCAUGGUCUGAACCAGGUGGAAGACAAGCUCUCCAGGGAGAACACAUGUGGCACAGACUCUCAGUGCAUGUGAAGAACCAGGAUACAGGGUGCAAUCAGACAGCGGUGAUCAAACCCCUCACUAAAAGCUACCAUGGCCAAAGCAAGAGCCUGACUUUUACUGACAUCAGCAGUAAGACUCUGUACAAUGUGGUGGAGGAAGAAGGCAGAGAGCCCAUUCGCCUCAACCAGCCCAGCAGCCCCUCCAUGGUGGUGCACAGGCGGGUGGCGACGACCCCCCCACUGCAGGACACAGCAGAGGAAACCCACCUCUUCUUGCCUGAGCAGUCCCCCAAGACCCUGCCUCUGCAGCCACGGUCUCUCAUGGACCAGCUGCAAGGAGUGGUCAACAAGAUUGCCACCGGCAUUCCCGACUUCAAUACUGUCCUCCCCGCAACUGGCUCGGGGAACGGUGUGCGGCCCCCAUACCAGCCCCCUCCACCGCAGCAGCCAUCCCUGUCCCCUUUCCCAGUGGCUGCCUUCAGCGAGGAGCCCUUGUCUCCCCCAGCUGAGGAAGUGGAGAGCGAGAAGCUGAAGCUCAUUCAGGGAUACGUCUACGAGAAGAACCCAGAGGAGGAGGACAAGGAGUUGGCGACCAGCAAACUGACUCUGGAAGACUCUCCAGCACUGACACCCCCAUCUCCAUUCCGGGAUUCAGUGGUUUCAGGCAGCUCCGUGCCCAGCUCCCCUGUCUCAGAGUCGGUGCUCUGCACACCCCCAGAUGUGACCUAUGCCUCUGUCAUCCUGAGGGAUUAUAAGCAAAGUUCAUCCACCCUGUAAACACUGCAAGAGACAAGAUGAGAAGGACUUUGGAGCUGCCCAUUGGGAGGUCCUAGGGAGACAAGUCUCCCAGGGCUGGGGUGAGAGAGCGCAGAGAACGAAGUCACAUAUGACAGGGCCAAAACUUCAUCCUGUGCUUAAAUAAUUAAAAGGACACAAAAAGAAAAAAAAUCUAUUCUGAGGGCUCAACAUUCUCUAGCUGUUAAAAAUAAAAAUAUUGUACUUUGAGAAAAAGAUAGGAAACGAUAACAAAGCACAAACCCAAGAGACAACUUCUAUAGCAAAAAAUGAAUAAACACACAGGAUAAAGAAAAUCACACUUAGACACACCUUCUCUUGGCAAUGCUUGAAAAGGACUCUGGGAAGUGUGACCUGGAGAAGUCAUUAGCACAUCUCAUGACUGCUGGCUGUCUGCUACAGAAGCAACACACCCAGGAGCUGGAAGGGCAGAGUGUGGUGAGGAGGAACGAAGCUAGUUGUAUAUGAGACAUAUAGACAUGAAUAUUUUUUUCCUGGUUUCUGUAGGUGGUAUAACUGCGUGAUAUGUUUGGGGGAGAGGACCUGUGAUAAUGUGAAAGCACAUGGCUCUUACUGACUUUUGUCUGAAGAAUUUGUUCUUCAUGCUAGGCUGCUUUUUGGGGGAUCUGGGCUUUUUUUAACAAUGAUUGUGAACAGAGUGAAAACUAUGACCAAGUUAAGACUCAAGAGGUUUCUGAAGAAAGCCCUUGCUGUAAUAUGAUAAGGACUUAGAAAAACUGCCCUUUUGUAUAAGAUUGAAAACCAUGUGGCUAAACUGUUACACAACAUUUCCUGUAGCAGAACAAUAUUUAUUGACUAACUUUUCAUAAUGCAACAUAUUUGCCAUGUGAUUACAUCUUUCCUUUGUGUUACUUUGGAAUCAAAUACAUUGGAAAAUAGCUGUAUACUUAGAGCAACAACUAUUACUCUGGAAGAAAGGCAAUUCCAUACCAGGCGUUAGACAGUCUCGAAGCAAGAGAGUGAGCGUACGUUUGUGUUUCUGUAUGCGUGUGUAUGGUAUGCGUGAAGCGUAAUGUCCAGUAACUACCACUGGAAGAUUGUCUUAUAUACUAUGAAUAUUUUUAUGUUUAAAUCAUGUUUUAUAUCACAUUGUUACAAAUAUUCAAUAGAACUUUGGAGGUUUGUAUGCUGUGCUAACACAUUUUUUUUCACAUACGAGCUGAAACAGUUGCUACCCUUAUAAUAGGGUGCUUUGUUUUGCAGGUAUUUUAUGAAGUAGACUUAUGGUAUUAAUAACCAGUGCAUUGAGAACUUGUUAUUUUACAUGUUUGCAGCAAGUGUGGUUAAUGAAAAAAAAAAAAAAAAAGAAAACACAAAAAAGAAAAAAUCUGAUUUAGAAAUCUUGCACAUGCCAGUAUAAAGGUGAGACAGGAAGAGUAAUUCAACUAUUCUGUUGCUUCAGAUAAUUUAAAAUAAAAUUAUGUUCAGACAGGAAAUUUUAUCAGUGCUUAAUGUGUGCAUAAAUUCCAAGGAUUUUUUUAUAGACAGUUUUUUUAAUCUCUUUAUGAUGUUUAGUUGCAUGUUCUUUCCAUAUGCUUUCACGUCUUCUAUUUAAUAUACAAUAUUGUAUCUUAAAGGUCACUUCUAGGCAGCUGUAGUUCUGUCAUUCAUUCCUCCUCCUCUAUCUCUCAUGUGUUUCCUAGAGAUGGGCCUAAUCCAAAGCUCCCUAGUAGCCAGCAUGUUCAAAGUCCAGGCCUAAUUGCUAUGGCUUGAACUUAAUUACACUUAUUAUUACCCUAUUUAUAAAUGUAUAUAUUAUACAUAUGCAGGACAGGAUUUUAGCUGCUGUGAACUUUGGUUCUGCUGUUCAAUUUAGACGAGGAUAUGUCCCACAGUUCUACACUUUAUAUUUCCAAAGAUAUUUUUAAGGAAUCUCUUCAUGUUAAUCUAGUUGCAAAACCUGAUUUUAACCAUGCUUCUUGUGACUUCUAUCAGGGUUUUUCUGAAUUCAGCCUAUUUCUACUAAUUUUCUUUCUUUUCACUUGAAUUUUAAGAAAUCCUGUUGCCAGUCAUCAAUUUUUCUCUCAAGAUCCAAAUCUCUUUUUUUUCCUUUAAUUAUAUAGUAGUGGUAUUCAAAGGUCUGGCUGGUGCUCAAAUCCAGAUAGAGUCUUUUUCCUCAUCCUCUUUUCGUGAUGUUUGCUGCUUUCAAUAUGACUAGUGGCCAAUUGCUGUCAUUGUGGAAAGCAUGAAAUUACUUUGCCCAAAGAUAUGGUCUUCGUCAGUAGAUUGAUGUCUUUAUAAUAAACUAAAGACAACCAAGAGUCAGUUGCUUGCUUUUUGUCUGGUUGAGCCUUUUAGGGGGAUAUUUUUCAUUGUUGUUUCUGUUUUUUACGUGCUGAUUACUCAUUAAAACAGUGAGAAAAAUCUUAUUUUCUUCGCUGAUCACCACACAGGCAAUGAUUCUAUCUUCUUCUAAUCUUAGUAUAAGAUUUGUUGAGCUGUUUGCAAAACCACACAUUGUUAGUAAGCACAGAACUUGUACUAGGAAGCUGGUCUUUGAAGAAAUUAGAUAGAUAAGAAAAGGAAACAUAAUAGAUUUGUAUACAUGGGGAGACCGCAAUGUGGCAAAGUACGAUAUUGUUUUCAUAUGUGUCUGUUUUGAACAUAUUAAGCACUGAUUUUAUUACUGCAAUGUAAUUAUAUCAUGAGUAGGAGUUUUCUUGAAAUUCAGUAUAUUAGCUUUUAGUUUGUAAUUGUUAAAACUGGAAACAUACACAUACGUAAAUAUAUCUAAAAAGCAAGAACUCACCUGAUGUAUGUAGUUGUAUGAACUAUGAAGCUUCCUGUAAAAGUUCUUUCUUUUGGCCUGUCAAAUGCUUGAUGAAAACUGCUUUUUUGUCAAAAUGAUCUUGAAAAUGCUGUAAAAUAAAUAUUUUCUAUUUAUUAUUUAAAAAUAGAA